GGUGUGGCCGCUCUCCACCUUCAAGAAGCUGGGAAUCCCGAAUCCAAAACCCGUCCUGUUGUUUGGAAACUACCUGGAAUAUUGGAAGGGAGUUAACCUCUUCGACAAGGAAUGCUACGAGAAGUACAACAAAGUCUAUGGGUACUUCGAAGGCAGGGUACCUAACCUCAUGGUCGGUGACUUGGAGAUCAUCAAGGAAAUCACGGUGAAGGAGAUCAACAAGUUCACCAACCGAAGGCCUCUUCCCGGUCAAGGUGAAAUCUUUGACAACAGUUUGCUCGGACUCAAAGACGCGGACUGGAAAAGGGUCCGGAGUGCCAUCACCCCUACCUUCAGCUCCGGGAAACUAAAACAGAUGGCGGCGCAGAUCGAGCACUGCGCUGAAAGACUGGUGGCGAGCCUGGCGGAGAAUCAAAAGAAGGGGACAGAGUUUGACAUGAAGCAGUGAGUAUUAAUUGUUUUGGGCCUGUUUUUUUUUGUUUUGUUUUUGGGACUGGUGUUCCAAUUUUUUUUUCCUCGCUGGGCCGGAUCCAAGUUUGUCCCUGGUCUGAGUUGCAACUGAAAAGUGGCAGGUGCAACGGUUGAACUGGUUACGUCUAAAUUUCUUCGUGUAAGCUAGGGACACAACCCGCCGUACAUGCAAA
Messenger RNA from Branchiostoma floridae (Florida lancelet), 644 nucleotides. Its product is annotated as cytochrome P450 3A21-like. The record is from RefSeq and is a predicted model, not a curated record. The coding region runs from base 170 to 448 and encodes 92 amino acids. Lineage: Eukaryota; Metazoa; Chordata; Leptocardii; Amphioxiformes; Branchiostomatidae. The transcript is spliced from 5 exons. Gene Ontology annotation, molecular function: heme binding; oxidoreductase activity, acting on paired donors, with incorporation or reduction of molecular oxygen; steroid hydroxylase activity.